Molecule: messenger RNA, 2592 nt
Organism: Protopterus annectens (West African lungfish)
Lineage: Eukaryota; Metazoa; Chordata; Ceratodontiformes; Protopteridae
Gene: METTL16
Product: methyltransferase 16, N6-methyladenosine
Exons: 11
Coding region: 540-2213 (557 amino acids)
Biological process (GO): rRNA base methylation
Cellular component (GO): nucleus
Molecular function (GO): 23S rRNA (adenine(1618)-N(6))-methyltransferase activity
Source: RefSeq, a predicted model, not a curated record
AUCGUUUGUUAAUUGAUACAUGGUGGCUUUAUUUUUUAUUUACUUACUUACUGAUGAGUAGUAUGCCGUCCUUAAAAAGUUGUGGUACGCCGUAGUAAAAAAACAAAACAAAACAAAGAACGACCCACUGCAGUAAUAAGGUUCCUAGGAACUAAAAUUACCUGUUUCGUAUUUACCUAGGGGAAUGCAGAUAAAGAAGGAAACAAUAGUUAAAGUAAGACAGUAUCUGUAUUAGUAUGGUGAUAACGUGUACAGUGGUCUCAGGGCGAAUUUCCUUCGGCCUGAAUUUUUUAACUGUCCGGUCCGAAAGCUGACUGUAAAUUACUGGGUUUGUUUUCUAGUCGUUUCUCCUUCGACGCAAUUUGGUACUUACUGUUGGCGAGCGGGUGUGAAGUCAUCAUUAUGCGCCAGCUUAAGUUGACAACUAGAAGAAAACAUAAGUAUGAAGGCAGGUGGACAGUAGUUUUUUAGCUUUGCCAGUUAGCAAACGGCUGAAACAGUUUCCUGUCCCUACAAGUCAUCAAGAUUUAAAUGAAAGGAUGGCAGUUAAUAAAUCCAUGCAUCCAAGAAACCGAUACAAGGACAGGCCUCCUGAUUUUGCAUUUCUUGCCUCCAAGUAUCCAGACUUCAGGCAACAUGUGAAUACUAACUUGAUUGGGGGAGUCAGCCUAAACUUCAAGGAUCCCAAAGCUGUAAGAGAGCUAACCUGUACUUUGCUGAAGGAGGAUUUUGGGCUGACAAUUGACAUCCCAUUGGAAAGGCUGAUUCCUACGGUUCCCUUAAGGUUGAACUACAUCCACUGGGUUGAAGAUCUUAUUGGACACCAUGCUUCCAGUGAGAAGAAGAUUACAAGAGGAAUUGAUAUAGGUACUGGGGCGUCGUGUAUCUACCCAUUACUUGGAGCCACCAUGAAUGGCUGGUUUUUUCUUGCGACUGAAGUGGAUGACAUGUGCUUUAACUAUGCAAAUAAAAAUGUAGAACAGAAUAAUCUUUCUGACCUGAUUAAAGUGGUCAAAGUUCCUCAGAAGACACUUCUUAUGGAUGCUUUGAAGGAAGAAUCUGAGAUAAUUUACGAUUUUUGCAUGUGUAACCCACCUUUCUUUGCCAACCAGCUGGAAGCUAAGGGAAUCAAUUCUCGGAAUGCUCAUCGUCCACCUCCCAGUUCUGUGAACACAGGUGGAAUCACAGAAAUAAUGGCAGAGGGAGGAGAGCUGGAGUUUGUUAAAAGAAUCAUCCAUGACAGUUUGCAGUUAAAACAGAGGCUGCGGUGGUACAGCUGCAUGCUAGGAAAGAAAUGUAGUUUGGCUCCAUUAAAGGAAGAACUUCGAAAGCAAGGGGUUCCUAAGGUAGCGCAUACUGAAUUCUGUCAGGGACGCACAAUGAGAUGGGCACUGGCUUGGAGCUUCUAUGACGAUGUAACUGUACCUUCACCUCCUUGUAAAAAGAGAAAAUUGGAAAAAACUAGAAAGCCCCUUACCUUCACAGUGCUGGAACCUAUUGUUAAAGAUUUGUCUCAAAAACUGUGUUCAACAGGACAUCCAGUAUCUGAAGGCAUAUAUGUUGUAGCAACAUGGAUAGAGAACAUACUCACAGCAUUACAGGUCCAUCAUAAGCGUGUUCCAAGUGGUAAAGAAGAGAUAAGCAUUUUUCUAACAGCAGUCGUGAACUCAUGGCUUCAUACAAGAAGGAAAAAAAGAGAAAGAGUAAGACAACUGCGUGAAUUACCUCGAGCAACAGAAGAUGCCCUACAGUCAGUGGAUAAAGACAAGACCCUUUCUGGGGAACAAAGCAGUACACUUUCAUCUGAAAAAGUGACACAAGAGCUUGAGGUCAAGGAACCUGUAGCAGAGUCCACAGCAAUCACCUUAGUGCAGUCUUCAUCUAAUGACAAGGAAGGCAUGGAGCAAAGCAACACAGAGACAAUGGAAUGUGAGAGUGCACAGACAGGAGAUGAAGUGCCCGAAUCUGAUGACCCUAGCCUCAUUGACAGUGGAGAGAAACAAUGCCAAACUGCUAAUGUGUGUGAUAUUUCUGUACUGGAAGAGAAAACCAAGAAAGACAAGGAUUUUCUUUUUAAAUGUUUACUAAAUGUGAGAAGAGAAGACAAUAACUUUCUAGUAGAGAUGCACUGGGUUGAGGGAGAUAAUAGAGACCUCAUGAAUCAGCUGUGCACUUACUUAAGAAACCAGAUAUUUAGGAUGGAAAUUAGUUAACAUUUUACUUUGAUUCGGAAGAUUUUAGAUAACCUCAGGAUUAAAGAGGGGAGUGCUAGUAAAAUGCGGGGUCCACUAAAAUCAGUGUUAAGAACUAACACCUUACUUGUCCUUUUUUAGCUGUUACCAAAGGCCCACGUUAGUUACUUGGUAGUUUGCAUUGUUGGGGAGGAUUGAAUUUUAACUGCAGUGUUUCAGGCUACAAGGCCAUACAGUUUCUUGGUGUCAGCUUCACUGUUCCUGCAUUAACUUUCAUUUCUGUUUUGUAUUACAGGUGUUUUAUUUGUUAUAUUACUUCUAAAGAAAUCCAUUUAUUAUUGACUUUUUUAUCCAGACAUUUCUUUGCUACUUUAAAUUAAAGUAGUAAUGUAGCAGAGUA